Closterium sp. Naga37s-1 is the source of this 2853-nucleotide messenger RNA. The record is from the annotation of a GenBank genome assembly. Lineage: Eukaryota; Viridiplantae; Streptophyta; Zygnematophyceae; Desmidiales; Closteriaceae.
AUGGACACCACUUCACACGCCGGAAACGCGGGGAGGAACGAGCAGGAGCGGAAGGACGAGAGGGAAUGCGGGAAUGAAUUAAAGAAAGCGCGGGAGGCUUUAGCGGAAGGAAGGCGGCGGGAAGAGGAGCUGGAAGGAGUGGUGAGGGAAGGCAAGAAGGCGAUGCGGGAGCUGGAGGAGCGGAUUGGGCGGAAGGUGGAUGCGAUGUCGUCGCUCGCUACUGUGCUCCGAGAGGGGUGGCUGAGGGAAGCGGUGCUGUCUCAGGCCGAGGGAGCGCGCAAGCGCGCGCGCAUGAUGGAUGGCUCUCCGUCGCAUCCGGUGAUAAUGAUGGAGCAUCUAACGGCUCUGAAUGGUCACGCGGAGGCCUUCCGUUCAAUGGUGCAGGCAGUGAGGAUGCUGUCGUUCGGACUUGAAAACCGGAAUUCUCAUGCGGGUAGAAUGACAGAGGAGAAAGAGGGAGAGGCUACUUCUGAGGCGGCUCAAAACAAGGCUCAUGCGGAUAGAAUGAAAGAGGGGAAAGAAGAAGACGGGGGGGAUCAAUGGGCAAUGGAGAUCGAGGAGGGGGAGGGAGAGGAGGCGCAGGAAGAGGGGGUGAGGGACGCGGUAGAGGAAACGACGCAGAGGAUGGAAGAGGCGAUGGGAGAUGGGCUUGCGGGUUCGGAGAACGAGACAUGGAGGCGAGGACUUAAGGAAGAGCCAGGGUUGAAGCAAGAGGAAAGAGGAAGGGACGGUGCAGAGGAGGGGCACGAGAACGAAGCGGAUGGAGGGGAAGGACGAGGCAUAGGGUCAGCAGAGGAAGGGGCGAAACGAGGAGUAGAGCAAGGGGCGGGGCAAGGGGUGGCGCAAGGGGCAGGGCAAGGGGUGGCGCAAGGGGCAGGGCAAGGGGUGGCGCAAGGGGUGGCGCAAGGGGCAGGGCAAGGGGCAGGGCAAUGGGCAGGGCAAGAGGCAGAGCAAGGGGCAGCGCAAAGGGGGGAGCGGGAGCCAGCGCAAGGGGCAGAGCGAAGGGCAGGGGAGGGGCGACUGGCCGAUGUGGACUCACAGUCAGUGAGGCAAGCGGUUGUCAGGGAGGCAGCCAUGCAAGAGGAAGUUGUAGACAAUCUUUCCAUGGUGCAGCCAUUCAUGACUGCACCUCCCGCAUUCCCUCGUUUAUCCCCUGUUCCCACUCUUUGCCUUGGCCCAACCCUCCCCCAUUUUCACUUAUUUUUUCCGCCCUUGCCCUCACCCACCCCUCCCCCUUCCCCCCUACUUGCGCUCAUUACUGCCGCCCGUACUGCUGGGAGCAGAGGGGGCGCGAGGGAAGAUUCAGGAGGAGCGGUUACGAAUGUGAAGGAGAGGCACGCACACAAGGGAGGAGGGAAACGCACGGCGGGGAGAGCAGGAGGAAUACAUGUGGAGAGGCUAUAUCAGUGGCGGGCCGGCCGGGUAGCAAGUGAAGCAGAGGUGCGGGCACGGCUACAGAGACGGAUCGAUGAUUUGCAGAGACGAAGCAUCCAUCCCGACACGAUGGAGAAUACCACCCGAGAUAUUAACCGGGUGGUAUCACAGCUUUGGAACCACCCGGACCCCGCUGCAAAAGAGCUCUCUCUCUCUAGCCUCUCCCUUGCCUGCUACCUCUUCCUCACUCCCCACUGCUAUCCGGGCUUGCUACCGUCCGUCACCACUCUCAACCUCCAGAAACUUCACCCCGUCUCCCCAUGCGCCGUGAAUCUGCUCCUCCGCAUGCCCUCUCUCACAGCCCUUCACCUCCACGAGACUUCCGUCCGUUCAGACGCUCUGCCGCUCUUCCCUCACAUGUCUCGGCUCCAGAGGCUCGUCAUCGCGUGUGCUGACCCCUCCAUUGUUCUCAAUCUACCAGCUAGCCGUCAAGGCAACCUGCCUGCUCCGUCUGAUCCCAUCAGCACUAUCCAGCCGUUUCAGAGCUUGCGAGAGCUGCAUGUGAGCCGCGUGACUGAUUCGACUCUGCAGUUCAUGGGGAUGUUGGCGCGCCUUGAGGUCUUCUCCUGCACGUACAGCAAGGGGAUGACAUCGCAGGGAUGGAAUCGUCUCAGGAGACUGCAGAACCUGAAGAGGCUGCUGCUGGCGCCAUCAAUCAAGGAUUGGGGAUCCAACGACCAAAUCCCUGCUACCUCCCUGCUCCAAUCCCUGUUGCUCCGCCGCUUCAAUCUGAGCCUAGACUUCUCCCUAUCCCGCCUGCCAAAGAUCAUCCACACCUUCCAAAGGCCGCCCAAGAACCGGGCUGCAGCCACAAGCGAAGACCCCAGCGACGAACCCAAAAAUCGCCUCGACGCGAGCAUAUGGGACGUGGUGGCUGCCCUGCCGCGCCUGCAGCACCUAGAGAUUCACGCAGCAGAACCCAGCGCCACAGCGCUGCGAUCCCUCUCCACCACCACACACCUCAAAACCCUCUGCAUUACUGGCACCGCGCUUGAUGAUUCCGACCUGGUGGGCUUGAGUGGCCUUUCUCUGCUCACAGACCUCAGCCUGGCUGCCUGCACCUUUACAGUAGCCGAGGCUGUGAGAUCGGUGAUCCGAGGCAUGACCCAGCUAAAGUCACUGGACCUGUCGGGAACGGCAAUCACCCAAGGGGCCACUGUGCACCUGCAAGCGCUAGAGCGGUUGGAGUGUUUGAAGCUGCAGCAGUGCAGCGGCAUGAGUAAGCUGUUUCUGGAGCACCUGAGUUUGGUUCCUGCGCUGCAGGAGUUGGACCUGGGCUGCAACAACAUGCAGCAUGCUUGGCUGCUGCCGGUUCUGGAAGGGAAGAAGGUGACUCGGCUCGGGGUAGGGGGCUCUGGGUUUGUGCCAAAAACGCUGGAACGGCUUCAGCGGGAUUGGAUCAAGAUUGACUCGAAAUGA